This is a messenger RNA of Strigops habroptila (Kakapo), 1880 nucleotides long. RefSeq names its product solute carrier family 35 member C1 (gene SLC35C1). Gene Ontology annotation, molecular function: antiporter activity. The coding region runs from base 185 to 1285 and encodes 366 amino acids. Lineage: Eukaryota; Metazoa; Chordata; Aves; Psittaciformes; Psittacidae. The transcript is spliced from 2 exons. The record is from RefSeq and is a predicted model, not a curated record. Gene Ontology annotation, biological process: GDP-fucose import into Golgi lumen; protein O-linked glycosylation via fucose. Gene Ontology annotation, cellular component: Golgi apparatus.
GGGCCCUCCUCCCGACAUGGCGACGCGGGCGGGCAGGCGCCGAGCGGCGCCCGCGGGGCGUGAAUAAAGGGCGGCGGGCGGGGCCGCGGCGCGCUGGGAAGCGCGGGGCCGGAGGCGGUGCCGGGUGAGCGGGGCCGGCGGCGGGAGGGACAGUGAGGGCCGUCGCUGACGGCCCGCGUCCGCCAUGCCCAGGACGCGGACGGGGAUCCUGCGGAUGGCGCUGGGUGGCGGCGCCGCCACCGACCCGCUGCUGCCGGCGGAGGAGGACGGCGAGGGCCUGCGGGCGCCGUUCCUGCUGCGGGCCCUGCGCAUCGCCGUGGUGGUGUGCCUGUACUGGUUCACCUCCAUCGCCAUGGUGUUCCUCAACAAGUACCUGCUGGACAGCCCCUCGCUGCGCCUCGACGCGCCCCUCUUCGUCACCUUCUUCCAGUGCGCCCUCACGGCCGCCCUCUGCCUGGGCCUCAGCCUGGGGGCGGCCUGCGGGCCCCCCUGCCCGGGCCUGCCCACCCUCCGCCUCGACCCUAAGGUGUCCCGCAGCGUGCUGCCCCUCUCCAUCGUCUUCAUCGGCAUGGUCACCUCCAACAACCUCUGCCUCAAGCAUGUCGGUGUGGCUUUCUACAACGUGGGGCGCUCCCUCACCACCGUCUUCAAUGUGCUGCUCUCCUACCUGCUCCUCAAGCAGACCACCUCCCUCUACGCCCUCCUGGCCUGCGGAGUCAUCAUAGGUGGCUUCUGGCUGGGUGUCGACCAGGAAGGAGCAGAGGGCACUCUGUCAUGGACAGGUAUAUUCUUUGGGAUCUUGGCAAGCCUGUGUGUCUCACUCAAUGCCAUCUACACCAAGAAGGUGCUGCCUGUGGUGGAUGGUAGCAUCUGGCGCCUGACCUUCUACAACAACGUCAACGCUUGUGUCCUCUUCUUCCCCCUCAUGUUGCUACUGGGAGAGUUCCGCACCCUCUAUCACUUCGACAAGCUGGGGAGCCCCAGUUUUUGGGGGAUGAUGAUCCUGGGGGGAGUGUUUGGCUUUGCCAUUGGUUAUGUGACCGGACUUCAGAUUAAGUUCACUAGCCCACUCACCCACAACGUGUCUGGAACAGCCAAGGCCUGUGCCCAAACAGUGCUGGCUGUUAUCUACUUUGAGGAGACAAAGAGCUUCUUGUGGUGGACGAGUAACUUGAUGGUUCUGGGGGGCUCUUUUGCCUACACGUGGGUGAAAGGCCUGGAGAUGAGAAAGGUACAAGAAGAUCCUAACACCAAAAGCGGCGAAAGAAAUGAGACUGGUGUGUAGGCAGCUCCUGCACCUCCAUUUCUGUGCCUGGAAGGUUACCCUUUGGUGGUCCUUUCCUCCUGGGGAGAAGAGCAAGGAGCAGGAAAAAAAAUCACCUGUGAAGUGUACAGGGAACUGUGUCAGGAACCAGAGCCAAAGACCUGACUGGAUUGAGUUUUAUCCGUGGGAUCUCGCCCUGUACCAGAGUUGGGGAGAGCAUGUGUUGUAGAGAGCAAUCUUUUUUGUGAUCGUUUUCUAAAAUGGAUGUUGCUAUUGACCUAUUCUGGGCAAUUUGUGUCUCUGGGGGGGGUGGGGUCAUAGCAGACAAAACACUCAGAUGAGAGCUUUGUAUACUUGGGGUUUUAGAAUUAACUGAGCGAGUGCGGUCUGAAGCUAUAAAAUCUUGAAUCUCCACCUAAGGAAGAGGCAGGUAGCCAGACUUUUGGGGGUAGUCUGCAGUAAUCUGUUCUGCUGUAAUAGGAUUGGCAACAGCCGUUCUUUCUGUUGCCCCAUUCAGCGCAAACGAUGGGAAAUUCCCUCCCUUCUGGUUCUGUAAAAGCCCAAGCAGCAGCAGUGCCUCCAGAUCUCCUUUUCAAAGAAUCGGUAUCACAUCCUA